Molecule: messenger RNA, 2619 nt
Organism: Labeo rohita (rohu)
Lineage: Eukaryota; Metazoa; Chordata; Actinopteri; Cypriniformes; Cyprinidae
Gene: slc7a8b
Product: solute carrier family 7 member 8b
Exons: 11
Coding region: 41-1549 (502 amino acids)
Biological process (GO): amino acid transmembrane transport; neutral amino acid transport
Cellular component (GO): membrane
Molecular function (GO): neutral L-amino acid transmembrane transporter activity; L-amino acid transmembrane transporter activity
Source: RefSeq, a predicted model, not a curated record
ACAUCAACACGUAAGAACAGAGUUGCUGCUCUCUGUGAAAAUGAGCAGCAGUGGCACCCGACGCAGGGCUGCAUCAGUGCCGAAUUCAGACACCGAUGACAGAGAACCAGAAGUGGGCUUAAAAAAGGAGAUCGGGCUCCUUAGUGCGUGUGGUAUUAUUGUGGGUAACAUCAUUGGGUCUGGGAUUUUUGUAAGUCCAAAGGGUGUUUUGGAAAAUUCCAGUUCAGUGGGUGUGGCUCUCAUAGUGUGGACUCUGUCUGGCGUUAUCACUGCCAUCAGUGCUCUGUGCUAUGCUGAACUGGGAGUCACAAUCCCAAAGUCAGGCGGGGACUAUUCCUAUGUUAAGGACAUCUUUGGAGGCCUAGCUGGGUUUCUAAGGCUGUGGAUUGCAGUGUUGGUGAUAUAUCCAACUAACCAGGCUGUGAUUGCCCUCACAUUUGCCAAUUACGCAUUGCAGCCUCUCUUCCCUUCCUGCUUCCCUCCAGAGAGAGCGCUGGGUCUGCUUGCAGCCGUCUGCCUGUUACUGUUAACUUGGAUUAACUGCUAUAGUGUCCGCUGGGCAACACGAGUACAGGAUGUGUUCACCACAGGCAAACUCUUUGCCCUCUUCCUCAUCAUCAUCAUGGGUAUCGUGCAGAUCUGCAAAGGUCACUUUUAUUGGUUGGAGCCAGAACAUGCAUUUCACCCUUUCCAGCCCUAUAACAUGGGUCGCAUUGCACUCGCUUUCCUCCAGGGCUCCUUCGCUUAUGCAGGCUGGAACUUUCUUAAUUAUGUAACAGAAGAGCUCAUUGACCCCUACAGGAACCUGCCUCGUGCAAUCUUCAUCUCAAUCCCUCUGGUCACUUUCAUCUAUGUAUUUGUGAAUAUUGCAUAUGUUACAGCUAUGAGCCCUCAGGAACUGAUAGCCUCCAAUGCUGUUGCUGUGACAUUUGGUGAAAAGCUGCUUGGGGUAAUGUCAUGGAUCAUGCCCAUUUCUGUGGCUCUGUCCACCUUCGGAGGGGUGAAUGGUUCCCUUUUCACAUCAUCUAGGUUAUUCUUUGCAGGUGCGAGGGAAGGGCAUCUUCCCCAUCUGUUGGCAAUGGUUCAUAUGAACCGCUGUACACCCAUCCCAGCUUUGCUUUUCACUUGUAUAUCAACACUGCUGAUGUUGUGCACCAGUGAUAUAUACACCCUCAUCAACUACUCUGGCUUCUUAAACUACCUGUUUUACGGGGUCACUGUUGCCGGGCAGAUCGUGCUUCGCAUCAGAAAACCACACAUACAUCAGCCAAUCAAGGUGAGCUUGGCAUGGCCAGUAAUUUUCCUGAUAUUUUGGGCAUUCCUGCUGAUCUUCUCUCUGUACUCGGAGCCUAUGGUGUGCGGCAUUGGUCUGGGCAUCAUGUUGUCAGGUGUUCCUGUGUAUUUAUUUGGCGUCUAUUGGGAAAACAAGCCCAAGCCCUUUAACUCAUUUGUUGCUAAACUGACACGCUUGGGGCAGAAGUUGUUCCUGGUGGUAUAUCCCGCUGAGGGCAGUGAAGAUGGAAAUGAAGACAAAGAGGAAUCUGAAUAGGAUUACAGCAAGUUCACUGAUGGAUAUUCAUUCAUCAGUUGGGCUUAAGCAAUAUGGGUUUGGUAGGUUACGAAAAUGCAAAACAAACACGCACAUAGUACAUAAAAAAUAAUUUAAUAGCUAAAAAAGUGUUUUUCAUUUGAAAGGCUGGACUUAAACAUUCUUGGUGCAAUACUGCCACCCAUUGGCAUGAUUAUUAGAUGCAAUAUAAAUAUUGUUGCUGUCUGUUAUAGAUUUGUAUUUUUAUAACGAGCAUAUUAUUGUGUUCUCUUGAUCAGUCUCUGUUGUUUGUAUUCCUUACAUUUUGUUCUCUAUUAUAAAAGGGUUGAAAAACUAUGAUGAUACAUUUUUGCAUUUGUUGUGUGUGCAAGCGUUUAACUUUUAUUCACAUUUCAGACUUCUUAAAAAUAAACACAAAACAACACAAACAGCAAAUGAGGAGAAAGAAAGAAACCUGUCUUGAAUGUGUGUUAUUAACCAGCAUGGAAUCGUGCCAGUGUGGAAAAUGUCUGUAAUUUAGGAGUAAAUGGGAACAAUAGCCUGCUGUGUUAUAUAACCCACACCCUACACCCUGCUUUCAUGUUGGACAAGGACAACAAAACAUGUCCAGAAUUAUGUUACAUUUUGGGCCUUGAAUCUAUAGUAGUGCAAGUAAGGUAAACCACUAUUUGUUUAUUGGAGAGCUUACACUUUAUUUUAAACUGACCCAUUUCAUGCCUUUAUCAAUGAUAAAAUAUAAUAUGUUAAAAGAAAUUAAUUUUGUGCACACUAAAGCAAAGUUCCAAAUUUAAGUUAGCUAAUAUGGCAGUUAGAAUACACCAGAGUCACCAUGUCACCAUCUACAAGUUAAAAUACAUUAUAUAAUACAUUAUACAAUGUGCUGUUGUUAUACAAACCCCACAGUGUUUACAACAGUAUGACUUUAUUCCACUACAGUCAUGUCCAUUCUUUGGAAGACAAAUGAGUUCUGCCCCCAAUGCACAGUACAGUCUGUCUAAGAAUGGAGUUGGCAGAGUUCAGCUCCUGAACAAACAAUGCAUAAACGAAUGCCCCUACAAAAUAAAAAAAAA